Nanorana parkeri is the source of this 1239-nucleotide messenger RNA. RefSeq names its product alpha-1-antiproteinase 2-like. Gene Ontology annotation, molecular function: serine-type endopeptidase inhibitor activity. The record is from RefSeq and is a predicted model, not a curated record. Lineage: Eukaryota; Metazoa; Chordata; Amphibia; Anura; Dicroglossidae. The transcript is spliced from 4 exons. Bases 1 to 1239 code for a protein of 412 amino acids. Gene Ontology annotation, biological process: negative regulation of endopeptidase activity.
AUGAGAGUCUUUUUGUUUGUGUGCUUGAGCCAAGCCCUGCUUUGCACGGUGGUCUUUGGCCACCAUGAGAAAGAGGAGGAACAUCAUGGUGAAAAUGCCGAUGAACAUGCUAUGGAGACACCUCUCCAGAAGAUUGUUCCAGGCAAUGUAAAAUUUGCAUACUCACUCUACUCUCACCUGGCUGAAGAAUAUCCCAACGAUAACUUAUUCUUCUCUCCGAUGAGUAUCUCUACGCUAUUUAGCAUGCUCUCUGUAGGUGCCAGGGGUCCGACACAGACUCAGAUCUAUGAAGGACUCGGCUUCAACAUGUCUGCAAUCUCUGAAGAAGACAUUAACAAAGGCUUCCAGCAGCAAAUUCAUGCUCUUAAUCAUCGUACCUCAGAUCUGGAGCUCAGCAGUGCUAAUGCUCUCUUUGUCGAGCAGCAUGCAAAACUUCUUGAAAAGUUCUCAGAAGAUCUGAAGAACUUCUAUGAAGCAGAAGCAAUUUCUACAGAUUUUACAAAUGGAGAUGAAGCAAAAAAUCAGAUUAACAGCUACGUGGAGAAAAAGACCAAUGGGAAAAUCAAAGACUUGCUGUCAAGUGUUGGCCCACAGACACUUUUAGUCCUUAUCAACACAAUCCACUUCAAAGGCACCUGGUUGCACGCUUUUGAUGAAACUCGUACGCAUGAAUCGGACUUCCAUGUAGAUGAGAACACGGUUGUUAAGGUGCCGAUGAUGACCAUUAGAGAGGAAUUUCUCAUAGCCAUUGAACGGGAGAGCGGCUGUGUAGUGGUUGAUAUCCCAUAUAAAGGAAAUACCUCGGCCAUUCUAAUCUUGCCGGAUAAGGGGAAACUUCAUGAAGUGGAAAAAGCUGUCCAGAAUGUGUCCCUGCAGACGUGGGCAAAACGCAUGAGACCAAUGAAAAUCCUUUUAUCCAUCCCUAAAUUUUGUGUUUCCGCCACGCUCAAUCUCAAGAAUGAAUUACCUAAACUGGGGAUAAAGGAUGUUUUUUCGGGCAUAGCCGAUCUUUCCGGGAUUACAGGGGAUCGAUUGCAGGUGUCCGAGGCAAUUCAUAAAGCAGUGCUGAGCGUGGAUGAGAAGGGAGCGGAGGCGGCUGGAGCAUCGGCCGCCGCCAUCACAAAAUUAAGUAUGCCUUUUCACUUUAACGCCGACCGCCCUUUCCUGAUAACGCUGCUACAUAAACCCACUGACACCAUUCUCUUCACCGGGAGAGUUGUGAAGCCUGAGAAGUGCUGA